CUCCUGUUUUAUGUGUGAUUUGAGACUUAUGUUCAAAUGUCUCACUGUUCUUGUAGAUUGAACUACACAAAGUGCGUCAUAUGGUCAUAGACAUAUCAUGCCUUGAUAAAAAUUUAGACCUAAGGCUGAUGCUAUCUACCAAGAGGAUCUUAACAGCUCUCACUGAUGAUGAGAUGCAAAGCAUCAGAAGUCUUAUUAAUUCUGCAGUUCUAGAUCCAGAUGUGAAGGGUGGGUUGAGAUGGCCUCUAGGGAGGACAUCUUCUGGAGGUAGAUAUUGUGUGGUGGGGGUUUGGCACACAAUAGCUAAAGAUUAUAAAAGUUCGUCAUUGAGGCUAAAAGUGAGACAUGCUGAUCGAUAUGAUUUUAGAACUUCAACUGGGGAAGCUACAAGAGAGAUAAAUAUGAAGCUGAAAAACAUUGUCUCAUUAUUACAGGAACAGGAGGUGGAGGUUAGUUUGGUUUCUGAGAUGCUUAAAGACCACUUGAGGUUGAUAUGGGAUCAUUUUUUAUGCUGUGAACAUUUUUUGUCAUGAAAUAGCAAAAAAGGUGGCGAAAAGAUAAAAACAGAAGGGAUACCAUAAGGGCAGUUUGAAUAUUUUUGACAUGUUUAUGGUGUAUUUGCUUACAUCUUAUGGAAAUUUUAAGGAAAUGGGCAUUGAUUCAAGAUUGUAGUUUUUAGUAUAAGAUGAUAUGUCAUCCUGUAUUGGUCAGAAAACUAUUAAAUC
Molecule: messenger RNA, 725 nt
Organism: Quercus robur (English oak)
Lineage: Eukaryota; Viridiplantae; Streptophyta; Magnoliopsida; Fagales; Fagaceae
Exons: 3
Coding region: 81-533 (150 amino acids)
Source: RefSeq, a predicted model, not a curated record